AUGCUUUCACGUUUCGUAAUUGCGAGUACUAUAGUUGCUACGCUUGUCCGAGCUGGCCCUGUGAUUCAAGUCAGCCCUCAAACAAAGUACCAGCAGUAUGAUGGUACUGGCAUUUCCGAAGCGUUUCAGAGAUCGCUUGUAAUGCAUGAGUUGAACUUGGCUUCCGAAAAGAUCGUGUUGGAUUAUUUGUUCAGCAACACCACAGGCGCUGGCUUCACGAUUCUUCGAAAUGGCCUUGGUUCUUCGCCAACCGAAGGAUACGAUCUUAUGAAGUCUAUUGCUCCCGUGGCUCCCGCCUCCAAUAGCAGCAAGAUCGAUUUCCAGCCAUUUUCCCGAGAAGAUCAGUAUCAAAUUUGGUUGUCAUCACAGGCCAUUUCCCGUGGAGUGCAUACCGUUUAUGCCGACGCUUGGAGUGCUGACGGUUAUAUGAAGACUCAAGGUACUGACUUCAACGGCGGUUACCUGUGCGGUGUCACAAAUGCGACCUGCGCUUCUGGCGAUUGGCGCCAAGCGUAUGCGAAUAAAAUUGUCCGCUACAUCAACAACUACAAGUCUCAUGGGAUCACCAUCGACUUUGUUGGCUUCCUCAACGAACCCGAUUUAAAUACUACCUACGCCUCCAUGCAAUCGAGCGGUCAACAAGCUGCUGAUUUUAUCAAAAUCCUCUAUCCUACGUUGCAGAAAGCUGGUCUCACCACCCAGAUCGCGUGCUGUGACGGCAGUGGGUGGGAGCAGCAGCGAGAACGUCUAACAGGCGUCCAGCAAGCGGGAUAUGAGAAUGAGAUUGGACUGGUGACCUCGCAUGGUUACAGUUCCAAGCCUGGAGCACCUUUCAACACGCCCAAAAAGGUUUGGCAGACAGAGUGGUCGACGUUCGACCCGCUGAACUUUGAUUGGUACAGAACAGGUAGCCAAAGUGAGGGUCUUACUUGGGCGAACAAUGUUCAGCGUCUGUUCGGUGUGAGCAACGUUACUGGCCAUCUGUAUUGGUGGGGAGCCGCGAAUGACACCGAUAACCAAGCACUCAUCUAUAUCAAUGGUACUUCAACGGUGAAGCCUACCAAACGUCUAUGGGCUCAUGCUCACUUCGGUUCCCGACUCGUUCGGAAAGGUGCGACACGCAUUGGCGCCACCGUCACCGGGAACGCAGGUCCAUUGAGCGUCACUGCAUUCGCUAAUACCGAUGGAACAACGGCCGUACAAGUCAUCAACAACGGCGAUAAUGCGGAGACAGUAACUCUGCAAGGAUUAAAAUUAAAUACUGUGGUCACUUAUCUCACGAACCAAGCCAGUAACUUUACUGUGGGAAAUGCUGUUGUAUCAGGAAGUGUUGCAGCUUGUGAGGUGCCAGGCAGGAGUCUGUUGAGUUUCUACAUAAGAUAG
Molecule: messenger RNA, 1383 nt
Organism: Glarea lozoyensis ATCC 20868
Lineage: Eukaryota; Fungi; Ascomycota; Leotiomycetes; Helotiales; Helotiaceae
Product: (Trans)glycosidase
Exons: 6
Coding region: 1-1383 (460 amino acids)
Biological process (GO): sphingolipid metabolic process
Molecular function (GO): glucosylceramidase activity
Source: RefSeq, a predicted model, not a curated record